AUGACGUUCAACGCUCUGCCAAGCAACGAUUUAAUGAGCGAAGGUCAAGGAGUUCGCGGAUAUGAUAAGUUACUCACAUUUGAGGAACAAGGCGAGGCCUUUACCCCUGUGCUACGGCAAAGGGGUUGGAAAGUUUUAUGGGGUCUCACCAUAUUACCAACCUUUUAUUUCACGAGGUGCUCAGAUCGAUACUCUCUAUAUGUAUCCACUUCAAAAACAGGAGCAUAUUGCCUGGAUAGAGGAGGCUCAUGCCGUACAAUGUAUGCUUAUCUGUCGCCUUCCAAUACCUCCGGCACCUCCGCUGCCGGGUGUGGGCUGCUCCUCUUCCUCGACACCCAUCAAUUUGCUGCUGGGGAGGCCGUGAAAUUUGCCGAUCAAUCCAGACCGAUCAUUGAAAACAGUGCUGUUCACAGGUGGCGACGGGAGAGUCCCACAACGGAUGCAGCAGCAGUAGAUCGAGCUGCAGAACUUCUGCAGUGGCAGUUACCACAUUUGGACUUUGCCGAGGCGUCAGCUCCCCAAAUUCUUCUAGAUCAGAAGGAGAAAGAAGGGGAGGAAGAGCGAAAUGGGCUGCCACUACGCGAGCACCACGAGGAUCAUAUCUAUGCUUCUAAGGUUUUUAGGGAGAGCUACUCACCCCCAAGCUUUCUGGUGGACUCUGUGAAGCUAGUCGUAAAGCUUGAUUUCUUCGACACCAAGGUCUUGUCUCGCUUAGUGUUACACCGUGCGCCUUCUGCACCGCCCCAAGAUCUCGUGUUGGACGGGGAAGACUUGGAACUCGAUCAGGUGGUUCUAAACGGCAAGUUGUUGCUGUCCGAUCCAAUUGAUGGCUUUUCUCUUCGCCAGGAGGAAGGACAGUUGGUAAUCCCUCAGAAGCUCCUGCCACGGGAUGGAGAUACACCGUUCGAGCUCUUAAUUGAUGUAUCCCUGAAGCCGAUGGAAAAUCGGUGGCGAAAGGGGCUCUUCAUCUCACAGCAUAGUCUCAUUACGCAGUGCGAGCCUGAAGGAUUUCGAGCGAUCACCUUUUUCUUGGACAGACCGGACAUCCUAGCCAGAUUCUACGUACGCCUUGAGGCAGACAUGAAGACGUUCCCUGUGCUUCUUAGCAACGGAAAUAAAGUAGCGGAAGGCCCAAUCGACUGGUCCCCUGGGAAGCACUUCGUGGUCUUUGACGAUCCCCAUCCCAAGCCUUGCGACUACUUUGGAAUUGUUGCAGGGAACUUUGGGGCUUUGAAGGCUGGAAUUAUGACACAGGGAGGCCGUCUGGUAACCCUCCAAUUCUAUAGCAAGCUGGCGGAUGUGUGGAAGUUGAACUGGGCCCUUGAAUCUCUAAAGAAGAGUAUGCGGUGGGACGAGGAAAAUUUUAACAUUGAAUAUGACUUGGAUCUAUUAAGCGUUGUUUGCGUUGAGGACUUUGGGGGCCAAAUGGCAAACAAAGGGCUCUUUAUCUUCGACUGCGACGCUCUGCUUGUGGACCCCAAAACGAACACUGAUAAUAAGCGCCCGAGAAGAGUGGGGGAAAGGGGUGCUGUUUUUUUCGCAGACGCCGAUCUCUACAAAGUCAUGUCCGCCGUCGCACACGAAUAUUUCCGCAACUGGGCAGGCAGUCGUGUUGCAGUGCGAGACCGGUUCCAGCUGAGCCUGACCGAGGGUUUGACGAAGUUAAGGGAAUCUCUCUUCACUGCAGCAAUGGCUGCCCCAGGGGACCGUCGAGUUAGCGGUGUGCGCUACAUUUUCUCGAAAAUCUUUCGAUUGGAUCAAAGUUCGAGGGCGAAGCCGCUGAGGCCCGACAGCUAUGGAGACGUUUACGAGCUCUACAGCCCGGCCUUACACUGGAAGGCUGCCGAGGUCAUGCGCGCGUAUCAAACGUUGUUGGGGGAAGAUGGGUUUCGACGCGGUCUUUCUUUGUAUCUAGCGAGACAUGACGGAGAGGCAGUGACGAUAGACGACUUUCGAAAGGCCAUGGAAGACGCCAACGGUCUGGACCUCAAGCAGUUCAACCGCUGGUAUUCUCAGGCGGGGACACCCGAGGUGCGGGUAGAGCAGGCGACGUACAAUCCAAACUUCAAGACCUUCACACUAACCCUGUCGCAGCAUACUCCCCCCACCCGCAGUCAGCCUACCAAACUUCCUCUGAUGAUACCUAUGAAGUUUGGACUCAUCGGUAAAAUAAGCAAAAAGGACCUCCUUGACCCACCCACCAUGGUUCUCGCACUAACGAGCGAAAAGAAGACGACGGUGGUGUUGGACGUAGAGGAGGACUGCGUGCUCUCUGUACAUCGCGAGUUCGCUGCACCCGUGAAGUUUUAUGAACCCCUGUCGGAAGAGCAGAGAGCCUUUCUUCUUGCUUAUGAUACCGAUCCAGUCAACAAGUGGCGCUCGGCAAACGUUCUUUUCGUGUCCUUCAUUCUAUCACGCGCGGUUCUUGCCCGACAAAACCCCAAUGCAGUUUUCGCUCCUCUUCCCGUACAUUUCAUAGAAGCACUGAGAACCGUUCUACGAGACGAAACUACUGCGGGUUCCAUAAAGGCGAGCCGCUUUCCUGCCCCUGUGUCUUCUUUAAUACAUGAAGGUGUCCAUUCGAAAACAGCUCUCACAUUGAUGGUUCCCAAAGUCAGGGAUUUGUCCAGGAAAUUUCGCCCUUUGGACCCCGAUGCACUGCAUUUUGCCCGUCGCUCCGUUAUCCGCGAAGUCCGGGCUGCUUUGAUGGAAGAACUGGUUUUUCUUUUUGACGAGGUGUAUACCUCUGCACCUGGAGCUAACUGUCAUGACAGGGAGGAGCUGUCCAGGCGUCGUCUGCAGAACGCUUUGUUGUUCUAUUUGUCCGAGACAAGAGAUAGCGAGGCAGCAGAAAGGGCCUAUAAAUACUUCUUUCAUGCGCAGUGCAUGACAGACAAGUACCACGCACUUAUAGCACUCUCCGGCAUGGAGCAUCCUUUGAGACAAAAGGCGUUGGAUCGUUUUUAUAUGGAAGCCAAGGGUAACCAGCGCCUAGUAAACAGUUGGUUCAGCGUGCAGGCGAGUGCCGACCUGCCUGAUCAAGUGGAGAGAAUGCGGCAGCUGCAGCAGCACCGCGAGUUCUCCUUCUCCAACCCAAGCAAUGUCCGGUCUCUUCUGUUUGAUUUCGUGCACACGAAUGACGUGCACUUCCAUCGUACAGAUGGAGAGGGCUACAAACUCUUGGCAGAUGCUAUAGUGGAACUUGAUCGGUUGCACAGCCUCCAAGCAUUAAACGGGGCGAAGCUGUUCUUUGGAUGGCGUGACAUGGAUGCACGCAGACAGUUGUUGAUGCAGAAGCAAAUCUCCCGCUUACUCGAAGAUCGAUCUCUCUCCGAUGGCGUUCGUAAGGUCCUCUCUGACGCCUUAGGGAGAACAAGUGGGUAG
Cyclospora cayetanensis is the source of this 3384-nucleotide messenger RNA. RefSeq names its product puromycin-sensitive aminopeptidase. Gene Ontology annotation, cellular component: cytoplasm. Gene Ontology annotation, molecular function: aminopeptidase activity; zinc ion binding; metallopeptidase activity. Lineage: Eukaryota; Apicomplexa; Conoidasida; Eucoccidiorida; Eimeriidae. The record is from RefSeq and is a predicted model, not a curated record. The transcript is spliced from 15 exons. The coding region runs from base 1 to 3384 and encodes 1127 amino acids.